Tupaia belangeri chinensis (Chinese tree shrew) is the source of this 6288-nucleotide messenger RNA. RefSeq names its product C-type lectin domain containing 16A (gene CLEC16A). Gene Ontology annotation, cellular component: late endosome; Golgi apparatus. The record is from RefSeq and is a predicted model, not a curated record. Gene Ontology annotation, biological process: vacuolar transport; endosomal transport; regulation of autophagosome maturation. The transcript has 25 exons. NCBI's taxonomy places the organism in Eukaryota, Metazoa, Chordata, Mammalia, Scandentia, Tupaiidae. Bases 195 to 3392 code for a protein of 1065 amino acids.
UAAAGCGCGGCGGUCGAACGGCCGGUUCCGGCUGAAUGUCAGUGCGGGGCUGUGGGCCGGGGAGGAAGGUGGCUGGCGGUUCUUCUGCCUCCUCCGUCGCUGCCUCCUCGGCUUGUGCUGCCACCGUGGGAACCGGGCCGCUCGGCUGGUCCGGCAUGAAACCGUGAGGCAAGCGACGGGUCGGGGCCGCCGACAUGUUUGGCCGCUCGCGGAGCUGGGUGGGCGGGGGCCAUGGCAAGUCUUCACGCAACAUCCACUCCUUGGACCACCUCAAGUAUCUGUACCAUGUUUUGACCAAAAACACCACCGUCACCGAACAGAACCGGAACCUGCUGGUGGAGACCAUCCGCUCCAUCACCGAGAUUCUGAUUUGGGGAGAUCAGAAUGACAGCUCUGUAUUCGACUUCUUCCUGGAGAAGAACAUGUUUGUCUUCUUCCUGAACAUCCUGCGGCAGAAAUCGGGCCGCUACGUGUGCGUUCAGCUGCUGCAGACCUUGAACAUCCUGUUUGAGAAUAUCAGCCACGAGACCUCCCUUUAUUAUUUACUCUCUAAUAACUAUGUAAAUUCUAUCAUUGUUCAUAAAUUUGACUUUUCCGACGAGGAGAUUAUGGCGUAUUACAUAUCGUUCCUGAAAACGCUUUCCUUAAAGCUCAACAACCACACCGUUCAUUUCUUUUACAAUGAGCAUACCAAUGACUUUGCCCUGUACACAGAAGCCAUCAAAUUUUUCAAUCACCCUGAAAGCAUGGUUAGAAUUGCUGUAAGAACCAUAACCUUGAACGUCUAUAAAGUGUCAUUGGACAACCAGGCCAUGCUACACUAUAUCAGAGACAAAACUGCUGUCCCUUACUUCUCCAACUUGGUCUGGUUCAUCGGGAGCCACGUGAUCGAACUCGAUAACUGCGUGCAGACUGACGAGGAGCACCGCAAUCGAGGGAAACUGAGUGACCUGGUGGCUGAACAUCUGGACCACCUGCACUAUCUCAAUGACAUCCUGAUCAUCAACUGUGAGUUCCUCAAUGACGUGCUCACGGACCACCUACUCAACAGGCUCUUCCUGCCCCUCUACGUGUACUCACUGGAGAACCAGGACAAGGGAGGAGAACGACCGAAAAUCAGCCUGCCAGUGUCUCUCUACCUUCUGUCUCAGGUCUUCCUAAUUAUACAUCACGCACCGCUGGUGAACUCCUUAGCAGAAGUCAUCCUGAAUGGCGAUCUUUCUGAGAUGUAUGCUAAGACUGAGCAGGAUAUUCAGAGAAGUUCUGCCAAGCCCAGCAUCCGGUGCUUCAUUAAACCCACUGAAACGCUUGAGCGGUCCCUUGAGAUGAACAAACACAAGGGCAAGCGGCGGGUGCAAAAGAGACCCAACUACAAAAACGUCGGGGAGGAAGAGGAUGAGGAGAAAGGGCCUGCCGAAGAUGCCCAGGAAGACCCCGAGAGGGCUAAAGGUACCGAGGGUGGUCUCAAAGGCAUCAAGACGAGCGGGGAGAGUGAAGAGAUCGAGAUGGUGAUCAUGGAACGCAGCCAGCUCUCGGAGCUGGCCGCCAGCACCUCCGUGCAGGAGCAGAACACCACCGACGAGGAGAAGAGCGCCGCAGCCGCCACGUGCUCCGAGGGUGCGCAGUGGAGCAGACCCUUCCUGGAUAUGGUGUACCAUGCCCUGGACAGCCCGGACGACGAUUACCAUGCCCUCUUUGUGCUCUGCCUCCUCUAUGCCAUGUCUCACAACAAAGGCAUGGACCCUGAAAAACUAGAGCGGAUCCAGCUGCCAGUGCCCAGUGUAGCCGAGAAGACCACCUACAACCACCUCCUGGCCGAAAGACUCAUCCGGAUCAUGAACAACGCCGCCCAGCCAGAUGGGAAGAUCCGCUUGGCAACCCUGGAGCUGAGCUGCCUACUCCUGAAGCAGCAAGUCCUGCCCAGCUCCGGCUGCAUCAUAAAGGAUGUGCACCUGGCCUGCCUUGAGGGCGCAAGAGAAGAGAGCGUUCACCUCGUGCGGCACUUCUAUAAGGGAGAGGAAAUUUUUUUGGACAUGUUUGAAGACGAGUACAGGAGCAUGACCAUGAAGCCCAUGAACGUGGAAUAUCUCAUGAUGGAUGCCUCCAUCCUGCUUCCCCCCACGGGCACGCCACUGACGGGCAUCGACUUUGUGAAGCGGCUGCCAUGUGGGGAUGUGGAGAAGACCCGGAGGGAUAAGUUCCCAGAAGCGGCAUUUCGGGUUCAAAGGGCCAUCCGGGUAUUCUUCAUGCUGCGUUCCCUGUCACUGCAGCUGCGAGGAGAGCCCGAAACCCAGUUGCCACUGACUCGGGAGGAGGACCUGAUUAAAACCGAUGAUGUCCUGGAUCUGAACAACAGUGACCUGAUCGCCUGCACGGUGAUCACAAAGGACGGUGGCAUGGUCCAGCGAUUCCUGGCUGUCGACAUCUACCAGAUGAGUUUGGUGGAGCCGGACGUGUCCAGGCUUGGCUGGGGAGUGGUCAAGUUUGCAGGCCUCCUGCAGGACAUGCAAGUGACUGGUGUGGAGGACGACAGCCGUGCCUUGAAUAUCACCAUCCACAAGCCCGCGUCCAGCCCCCACUCCAAGCCCUUCCCCAUCCUGCAGGCCACCUUCGUCUUCUCGGACCACAUCCGCUGCAUCAUCGCCAAGCAGCGCCUGGCCAAGGGCCGCAUCCAGGCGAGGCGCAUGAAGAUGCAGAGGAUAGCGGCCCUCCUGGACCUCCCGAUCCAGCCAGCAACUGAAGUCCUGGGAUUUGGACUCGGCUCCUCCACUUCCACCCAGCACCUGCCUUUCCGCUUCUAUGACCAGGGCCGCCGAGGCAGCAGUGACCCCACGGUGCAGCGCUCCGUGUUCGCAUCUGUGGACAAGGUACCAGGCUUUGCCGUGGCCCAGUGCAUAAACCAGCACAGCUCGCCGUCCCUGUCCUCACCGUCGCCGCCCUCUGCCAGCGGGAGUCCCAGCGGCAGGGGGAGCACCAGCCACUGCGACUCAGGAGGCGCCAGCUCAUCCUCCACCCCGUCCGCCGCCCAGAGCCCUGCAGUUGCCCCGACUCCAGAACAGCCCCUGCCUCACCUUUCUGACCAGUUGGUGAUCGUCAAUGAAACAGAAGGCGACGCCAAGCCCGUCAAGAGCUCAGCCAGGAGUGCAGAGGUGGAGACAGCCAACCUGUCCCCCAGCCUCGUCCCCGCCCAGCAGCCCACCAUCUCCCUGCUCUGUGAAGACACUGCCGACACGCUGAGCGUCGAGGCCCUCACCCUCGUGCCCCCGGUGGACCCCCACAGCCUCCGAGCCCUCACUGGCCGUCCCCCACCUCCCCCACCAGCUGCAGCGUGCACAGGGACCUCGGACCAUGAGGCUGUGCGUGCCGAGCCUGUGGGCCCUACUGACAACUGAGUCCGCAUCAGGCUGUCCUGGGUGUGUGCGGCCCGCCGGCAGGGACCCAGCGUAGGCGCACCCACGCUUCUCCAUGGCCCAGCGACCAUCUUGGUCCCCUGGCCCUGUGCUUCCUUGAGUCACAGAAAGACCACACUCCGUGUGAAUGCCUUUUCCAUGUCUGUAAGAGCAGGCCAGCUGCAGAGACGCCCCAGGAGACACGGGACAUCGAUGGCUGCCUCUGUCACCAUCACCAUGUGCAGAGAAGAGCAGGACAUAGUCCUACCUACACAGUGGGUAGAGAUUUGUAAAAAUGCAAACUUGGAUAAACAUCUCCUUCAGCUAUUUAUUUCCGCUUUUAGUAGCAGGUGAAAGCAUUUAUUUUAAAAGCAUCUAUUUAAAAAGACAGACAAGCAGAUGCCCCCCCCCUUGGGGCUGCUGUCCUGUUGCAGGGGUGACUGCGCUGCCCGGACUUCACUCUCCUUUCCCUCGAGCUCCUGAUGCUCCGCCAUGGACGCUCCGCGUGGCUCCGUCUCCUUCACUGCAUCUUGUUUCCGUGUCACGGACCGAGCAGGCCUGGGGAGUGAUGAAGUACCUGCCGGGAGUGCUUGGCUUCUUUUCUAAGCAACGAUGAGGGAUACUCAUAUUCUCAGUACACGGAGCUGAGCGGGUUCAAAGUUCGUGUCACGGCAGCCGGGAGGCCCCCAACCCCUGAAUGUGACCUCCCCAUGCGGGGCACAGGGGCCGGUGCAGCCAGCCCCGCUCAGGACGCAUUCGCCAUCUCCACACGAAGCCUAGCAGGUUCCCAGCUUCCUCUACCAUCGUCACCUGUCUGUCUAAGAAGACCACCGGAGACUGCGAAGCCUCCAGACUCGGCGGCACGAUGGUAGUGAGGCACGGGGGCCCGGCAUUGCCUGCCCCAGCCCCACUGUGUUUCCAGAAUGAGACCACAAGAGCCAGUGUCAGCCCACCACAGGGCAGGGCCUGGAGCCUGAGCCUGACCGUCCUUGUCUCUGCUGCCGGGCCGGGACACGAGCCUGCCUCACAGCAAAGCCCACCGUUCUGGCUCCACUGGGACGGGGCGCGGCAGGGAAGGACAGGGACAUGUCCUGUCCAGCGCUACGCAGAUGCCUUGGUAGGCAGACGGCUAAGCAGCCGCUCACCUCUCUGGGCAUGGUAGACCCCCAACAACUCUCCAGGCAUGCCCCCCAUGCCCCCCAGGAGUGUGAACACACACAGUGUCCGUGUCCCCAAAGCUUGGCUGUGAGGGGGGCCCGAGAUGCUCAGAGACCCCACCAUCCACCCCCUAGAGGAAUGUGGUCCUGUGGCCUCUGCCACACCAGCUGUCCCGCCAGGCCCUGCCAAGGUCACUGCAGUGUAACGCUCCUUCUGAGGGGGUGGGGCACGGCUGUCCGGCCAUCAGGAGCCCUUGGGCAGUCUGCCCAGCCGGCUUUCACAGCUGCGGGCACAGGCCUGUGGCUUUAACAGAGCAAAGACCCAGCUUGGGAGGAGGCCAUUUAGGCAGGAAUUCCCCGGGCCUGGCAGGGAAGGACAAGCCGUGAUGGUCAGCUGAGCCCUCGGGGAAGCCGGUCAGUGGGUUAGAAGGACCCUGUCAUCGGGCACGGGUACCUGUGCCCCAGCAGCCAGCAGGUCCUCCGCUUGAUCCUUUAGAGUGGGGGGGUGGGGACCAAGGAUCCGACCUGGUGCGUCCCGGCCAGGCCAACCCCAGAGCCGCAUACCUCUGGUUUUGGAAUGACUGCCUUUGGGAUGGCAGAAGUCAGAAGGCGUGACCGGCCCAGCGUUCUUACUGGGGGCGCGAAUCGCAGCUGCAGUAAGCUAGGCGAGGCCCCAGGUUCUCUGGGGACCACUGAGCAAGUGAGAAAGGUCUGGGGCCGGGGCUGGACCCAGGAGGACCUGCAGUCGAGUAAAAGGCACCAGCCAAUCAGGCCAGGGCUUCCAGCCUGCACUCCUGACCCGGGACAGUCCUGGCCAGGGGCUUGCCUCAAGGGUGUGGGGCGGGGGCUCCCAGACUCUCGGCUGGCCUUCAUGCUAGGAGGUCUGGGAAUCCAGAAGGAGGAGCCAGCCCCACCCAGAUCUUGCUGGCGUGGUGGGGUGGGCACAGCUGUCCCCAGCAGCGGGGGCAUUCCCCGUCAGGCCUUUCCAGGCAGAGCACAUUGGGUCUGUCGUCGGCCAGUGAGAGGGAGAGCCCACAGCGGGGGCCGGGGCCUCUGACACACACCAAGGGUCAGAGUCAGAGGUCUGAGGACAGCCUCCAAAAGCCCACCAGCCUGCCGUUUCCAAGUCCUGCAGAGAGCACUUAGAGCCGCACCCUGGGCCACCCUCUCGGGUCCACUGUUGGGGCCACUGGGUUUGCCUAGUUCGGGAGCAGGGUGUGCCACUGGAGCUCCUAGGCCUCGGCUUCAAGAGUCGUCAUGGGGACGUGCCUGUCCCUCUCCACUCUGAGGCCUGAGCAUGCAAGGGCACCUCUCCUACCAGGGCAGAGACUGGUGAGCAGCGCCAGCCACAGCCUCCCCCAGCCCAGAGCCUGGCACCACCAGGUGAAGAAGCGCGCUAGAUGGCCCCGAGGGCCCUGAGACGCACUGUGUGAAAAAGGCAGGGCUGGGCUGAGUCCGAUCUUUUCUAGAUGCAAUAAAUCUGAGAUGUUUAACGUAGCCGCGUUGAUGCUGGACGCACACUGUGUCUUCAGUUCCUCUAGGCUGAAGCUGUGUGAACAGUUCUUGUCCCGGGAGGACUGGGCGGGGAAGCGGCGUGCUCUGAGCCUCGGGUUGUCCUCGGGAAGUACCUGCUUUCACAGCGUGACUCAGGCUUCGUGGGUACUGAGCACAAGGGCGGACAUGAAAACUGGAACUUCUUUGUAAAUUUGAACUUGGCAAUAAAAGACACAAAAGUUACCCAG